CAAAUAUUGAGCCUUCGAAGGGUACAUUUUGCGGUUGGCUUUUAAAAACUAGCCUCGUUUCACUUCGCGAUUUGGCGCCAAAAUAUCAAGAUGGCGUUUGAAUAUGGAAGGAGUCAAUACAAGAGGCAGAACCCCGUUGCUAACAACGAUCCUGUGAAUAAGAAAUACAAGAAAACGGCUGAAUUAAGAGAACUUGCUCUUCAAGAUAUUUCUAGUCUUACUAAUGAGAUUCAGCUUCUAGAGGAAGAAAUAUUCAAAAAAGAUUCUUUAUGUGCAGAUACCUACCAACUCGAAUAUUUGGAGAAGAUCGAAACGGAACUCUUAAAUGCUGACUUGCCUUCAUCAUCCAAAGAAAAUAAUUCUGGCGAAGAAGAAAAAGAAAUUUAUGUAAUAAACGGAAGACUACGUUCUUUAGCAAAGCUGACUGGUGUAAAACUUACCGAAAAUAGCACCAAGAUGCUUUCAAAGACAGAUAUAACGAUGGUUUUGCUUCAGAGAUUAUCAGGAACUUGUCAUAGAAUCCCCUUUACAGUGGAAUUCGAAGUUAAAGAAAAGGGAAUUAUGGAUAGUCUGCUGAGCUCAAAAGAUGCAGAGUGUUUAAAAGACAGGGUUGUUGAAUUGACCAGACUCCGCGUGAGUGUUACAGAUCAUCUAGCUGAGCAGGAACUUGCUCAAUUUCUGGAAAAGGUGCAAGAAGACAAGUCUUUGCAGCCAUUUUUCUUUGGACUUAUUCAGUACGCUGAGUGGCACAGCAAUAGGCAAAGGACAUUUGGUCAUUUUAAAAUGAAGUACCCUGAAAUUGUCCACUUCUCAAAUACAUCUUCUACCAGUCAGUGUUUAAAAUUGUACAACAGGAACAAACCUGGACUUGUUUUUACCUUAUUGUGGAAACUUGUCAUUGGUGAAUCUGGUCAUGUUACAUCAGAUGUUCAAAUCCAUGCCUCAGUGCCAGUGAAACAUGCUGAUCAAAGGGACAAAUAUUCAUUGCUAAGAAAUGUGCCAAAACAGUUUCACAAAGUGUUGCCUUUUCUUGGAAUAGAACAGGCAGUUGAAGUGGUGAUUGGAAUGCUGUGUAGAUAGUAUUAAUAUUAUUUAUUACUUGUAUUUUAUACUGAGUUUCUCUGAAUUUGCUCCUUUAGAGAACUUAGAAAGUCUUAUCAUCAAGUAUUUCUACUUGUAAAAGAGGUUGUCACAUUAGGAAAAUUCCAGCAGCUCGAAAUAUGCAAAAACAGUUAUGUGGAGACUAAUUUUUAAGAACAAAGAGAAAUUGUAGCGAAUAGUUUGGGUACAACUGUAAAAAAAAAAAAUCUUUGGAGUAGGUGGUAAAGGUUCUGUCUGUAAGAAUCUCCAUUUAAGAUAAAAGUUGAACCCCUCCUUGAAGACAUUUCUGGUUGAUAGACUCCUUUUUGUAGAAACUUAGUCCUGGUGUUUAUAACUCUUGCAACUUAAGCUUCCAUGGGAAAGAGAGGGUCUGCUUUCAGGAGGUUUGGCUUUAUUGAGCCUACCCACUUAGAUUCAGACUUUUGUAUUGUAAUAAAAGUGACAGAAACCCAAGGAAAAUAAUUUUUUAUAGGUAAACAAAACUUUGAACAACUCGACCAUUUUCGAAGAAGAAAAGAAACAGACAAAUAGAUUUUCCCCAAAUAACUUAUAAAUCAGUAAAUGGCCACAGUCUGAUAGUAUGAUAAUCAAUUAUGUGACUUGCCACUACAUACAGAUAUGACCAAAGGAGAAUGAUUAAUAUUUUUAAGAGUUAAUUAUUCUCAGUGUUAUUAUUUAUCUAAUUUAUACAUUGUGCAAGGCUGGUUUUUUUUUACUGGGAAGGAGAGGACUUUCCUUUGCAAUGAUCCUGUCGGUGAUAUCUAUCUUUCUUACUAAAUUUCCAGACCUAUAAAUUUAAAGAACCUGUGGUAAAGAUGAGUCGUGCACUUGACAUGAAGUUUGUAUAUAAAGAUUACAUAAGGAUUUUUGAAGAACUGAAACUUAGUUAUUUUAUCGCUUGAGUAAAGGCUGAUAGUUUCAAAAGUAACUUUGGGGCUGCGUCAGUGGGGGUAACAAAGUAAUU
Molecule: messenger RNA, 2065 nt
Organism: Stylophora pistillata
Lineage: Eukaryota; Metazoa; Cnidaria; Anthozoa; Scleractinia; Pocilloporidae
Product: centromere protein P
Biological process (GO): CENP-A containing chromatin assembly
Cellular component (GO): nucleus; chromosome, centromeric region
Source: RefSeq, a predicted model, not a curated record